GCUGAGCCGCUAGGUGCCUUCCAAGGAGGUGGCCGACUGGAAGAAGCCCACGGAGGGAGGAAGGAGACGGCCAUGGCAGCCAACGGCUCCGGUGGGAUGCACGAUGCUCUCCUGGACAGCAGCCUCCUCAGCGAUGACGACCUCGUUUCCAACUGGUACAUCUACGAAACCAUGGAGCCGGCCGUGCCACAGGAUGACAUGUUUCCUGGCGUAAUCCCAGACUGUGACCCCACUGUUUCUCCCAGGAUGUAUCACAUCUGCAUGGCACCCAUCUCUCUGGCCGUGCUCCUGGGCUUGUCCUUGCUGGUGAAGCGCAGGCGUCUCCACCAGAGCUGCUGGAACGGUGUCCCAGGACUGCUCAGCCCAGCCAACUUUCUGGAAGAGGAAGGCAACCAAGGGCUGGUGGCCGCGGUGUUUGGCAUCCUCUUCUCCUCCCUGUGCGUGCUGGUCUUGGACAGGGACCCUCUGCCACUCAUCUCCCACUCCUCCCAGAGCAGCCGGGAGUACUGGAAGAUCAUGGCUUUGCUCUACUACCCAGCCUUCUACUACCCCCUGAUCGCCUGUGCCACCGUCCGGCACAGGCUCAGCUACCUCGUGGGCUGCCUGCUCUCCUGGUGCCACUGCGCGGUCCACAUCUGGCAGAAGGUGGAUUGUCCCCAGUCACCAAAGAUAUACAGGUACUACUCCACACUCUCAUACGUCCCCAUCAUCCUCUGCCUCGUCCUCUUAAGCCUUUGGUAUCCAGCCCUGCUCAUCAGGAGCUUCACUGUCCAGGAGGAGGCCUUGGAUAAGGAGGUUACAGGGACAGGGUAUUACAAGAAGUACCUAAAGGCUGUCCUAUCCAAACGCCCUCGGAAGGGAAGCUCCACGAAGAUAGAAGAGAGCCUGCUCUCAAGGAUCCAGACGUAUUUAUGCUCCUACAUCUACACUCCUGAGGAAGGUUUCCGGAUCCCCCUGAAGCUCGUCGUGUCCAUAACCAUGGCUGUGAUCGCCGUCUACCAGGUCGCCCUGCUGCUCCUGGUAUCCUUCGUUCCCACCAUCCAGAUCGUGCGGGCGGGAAUGACGAAGGACGUCGUGGUGUUGUUGGUCCAGUUUGGCUUGGUGCCCUCAGACAACCCAGCUGUCCCAGGGGACAUGGAGAAGGAGCUCAACAUUGUCAAGCACUACCUGUGGUCGCUGGAAGUGUGCUACAUCUGCUCGCUGGUGCUGUGCUGCCUCCUGACCUGCGCCAUGCUCCUGAGGACGCUGGUGAUGCACAGGAAUAACCUGAAGGCCCUUUACCAAGGGGCUGUGCUGGACGUGUUCUACAAAGCCCACAUCCUCCGCCCGUCCCGACAAGCCGUUGUCUGCUGGAUGAGCUUCGCCGGCUUCCAGGCAGCUUUCGCCUGCUUGGGUCUCCUCAUCCAGCAAGUGAUCUUCUUCUGCUGCUCGGUGGCGUUUGCCUUCCUUGUUGUCAUCCCACUCCAGUACGGCACGAGCACCCCCCUCUUCACAAUCAUCCAGAACAUGUGGCCCUUCUGGUUGACCCUGGUGGUUGCCGUCAUUGUGCAGCAUUUGGCAGCUCACUACCAGUUCCUGGAGCAGCAUCCCCUGCGGAAGGAGCUCACCAACAGGCGAGCCCUCUACAUAGUCACCUACCUGCUCUUCCCCAUCAACGUCCUGGUGGGUGUCCUGGCUGGGGUGUGGAGGAUGGUCAUUUCUGGCCUUUACAAUGCCAUCCACUUCUGCCAGCUGGACAUCAGCCUGCUGAACCGGGGCGUGGAGGCCUUUGACCCAGGCUACCACACGUACUGCCACUAUCUGAAAAUCGAGGUCAGCCAGUCCCACCCGGUGAUGAAAGCUUUCUGCUUGCUGCUUCUCCAGCCAGCCCGGCCAGAGCGGCCGGCGGCACCCCAGCCCAGCAACGUGGAAGAGGGUGAGGCCUUCCCACCUUCAACCAAGGGGGAUGCACAGCCGUCAGCGUGGGGUGGCAUCAGCGCCUCCUCUGCAGGCAUCCAGCUGAUGCAUCCCGAGAGGACGCCCCUGAGCAGGGCACGGACCAGGCGGAGCCGAGCCCGUUGGUGCUUGGCUUACACGCUCCUCAACAACCCCUCGCUGACGGCCUGCCGGAAAACCGCCCUCUCCGACCCCACGGCCAACGGCACCCAGCUCAGCCCCCCCAAACCCUGACCUCCAGAGAAGCCACCCACCUCUCUCUGCCUCCCAUGCACGCUCCUGUCCCAUCCCGUUCCUGUCUCCUGUUCCUGCACCGACAGGAGUUUUGGGCCCCCUCUCCAGCCUCCGGAGCCUUUCCAGUGGUGUUGGGGGCUGGUUUUUAUCUCUAGGUCAAUGCUGAGCCACUCCCAAGGCCCAGAGGUGGAGACAACUGGGUCCCCUCCAAGCCUGACCUGGAAGGAGAUGAGCCAAGCUAAAUCCUUCCGGCAUCUCAGAGAUAUUUUAGGAGUCACUCCUGCAAUGAGCCCACCCGUUCUCAACAGCUGCCUUUUCGACACGUGGCAAGGCAAGCAAAACCCCCAGUGCCAGGGCAUAAGGAAAGAGGGAGAAGGUGUGUGGAGGGAUCCUUAACCAUCCUCAGCACAAGGAAUUACCUGCAUCUCAAUGUGAUCUCCUAGUGGAGAAGACCCCCACUGCCAACCCCAUCCCCAGCUUCUCCCUUUCUGAUCCUGGCUCCCUUUGGGCACUGGGACUUGCUUUUUUCCCCAGUUCUGUGAAGGAUAAAAUCCCAUCUGCCCCUGUUCUGGGCUGUGAGGCUGCAGAGCUGUUUGUUUUCUGUCCUCCCCUGUCCUCUCACCCCCCCACCCCAGUGCCUCUUGUUGCCACCCCGUUUUGUUUAAAGCCAGCAGCUCCCAGGGCGGGUGUCCCUCCGAGCGAGACGAGCUUGAAUCCGUAGAAUCCAGUUUUACACCUCGCUUGGAUGUGCUGAG
Myiozetetes cayanensis is the source of this 2924-nucleotide messenger RNA. RefSeq names its product signaling receptor and transporter of retinol STRA6 (gene STRA6). The coding region runs from base 73 to 2169 and encodes 698 amino acids. Gene Ontology annotation, cellular component: plasma membrane. Gene Ontology annotation, biological process: vitamin A import into cell. Gene Ontology annotation, molecular function: retinol transmembrane transporter activity; signaling receptor activity. NCBI's taxonomy places the organism in Eukaryota, Metazoa, Chordata, Aves, Passeriformes, Tyrannidae. The transcript is spliced from 18 exons. The record is from RefSeq and is a predicted model, not a curated record.